AUGAACGCUCCCGACAGGUACGAGAGAUUCGUCGUCCCCGAGGGAACGAAGAAGGUAUCAUACGAGAGGGAUACAAAGAUCAUCAACGCCGCCUCCUUCACCGUCGAGCGCGAGGACCACACCAUUGGCAACAUCGUCCGCAUGUCAGUAUACCAUCGUGGUCUCGAUCCCUUUCUUCCAUCACGAACUGGAAUAGCUCGUGUGUGCGUCUUUUUAAUCGUCUCCUUCACUUUUUCGACGUUAUCAUCAGUUUCUCGUUGUUACCAGGCAGCUGCACAGGGAUCCGAAUGUUCUGUUUGCGGGGUACAAGCUCCCUCACCCUCUGCAGUACAAGAUUAUCGUCAGGGUUCGUGAUCCUCUACGAAACCACUGGAUGUUCUAUUCCUUCGACUGCUUUGUUGGAUACACUGACCAUACAUUGCGAAUUACCGAUCUUUCGCAGAGCUAGGGUUGCCGUCAUUCCUCUGAAUAUUUCAUAAUGUUCUUACGUACCUGUUUCACUUCCUUCUCGCCCUUGCAGAUACACACGACGAGCCAGUCCUCUCCGAUGCAGGCUUACAACCAGGCCAUUACGGAUCUCGAUAAGGAGCUCGAUUACCUGAAAAGUGCUUUCGAGGUCACAACAAUGCUCCAUCCCUUUUUAUCUUAUCUCUACGUCUUUCAAACCUCAUCCCUAUCUAGAUACCCAAAUGUCUACUCUUCCCGUCUCCAUUUAUUAAGUAAACAUUAUGAACAAAUCUGUUGUUUAUCCUAGUCCUCAGAUGAAAAUGGAAGAACAACAAGGAAUGGAAAUUUAGUGUUUUCAAGUAAUAUUAUUAAGGAUUUCUGGUACGGUGGAGGAGCUUCCACGAAGAAGGGAGACAAAGGAGAGAAUUAGUAGAAAACUAAGAAGAGUAGACAUGGAGUAUUAA
Molecule: messenger RNA, 911 nt
Organism: Spirodela intermedia
Lineage: Eukaryota; Viridiplantae; Streptophyta; Magnoliopsida; Alismatales; Araceae
Source: the annotation of a GenBank genome assembly